Clupea harengus (Atlantic herring) is the source of this 3018-nucleotide messenger RNA. The record is from RefSeq and is a predicted model, not a curated record. Lineage: Eukaryota; Metazoa; Chordata; Actinopteri; Clupeiformes; Clupeidae.
CUCUCCCCGCCAGGAGUCGGCUACUUGUGGCGGCGCUUUUCUGUGCGCGAGAAGGCUCUGUGGUUAGUGGACUGUGGCUAACUGGCUGGAAUAUGACAGAGAAAAACGGGACGCUCUGAACAUUAAGGACAAAAGAGAGGGGAGAGAGCUAUUGUUGCAAUGAAGGAUCUACAACAGCGAAACAACAAAGUAUAGGCGAUAACUUCGUUUUAUUGCCCCCUAUUGUGUUUUCCUUGGAGAUGCAUGGACGGACGUGUCAGUGAAAUUGUAUUGAGGGUCUAUGUACAUUUCUGUUUGCAAAUCGUCUGAACAAAGGAUACGUUUCGGAAUUUCGGAUGUUUGUUUGGACCUACAAACGAGAAGGAAAACAGGGGGGGUCACACGCAGAGGAAAACACGAAAAUCUAAUUGUAAAGACAUCGUGUAUCUCGGAGUGACCAGACUGACAUCGAAAGUCCUCAGAGGAGAAUGGGAAAAGGAGCCACGUCUGAGCAGUAAACAUGCAUCCUCAGCAAAAAGAAAGAGAGCCACCGCUGUUCAGUGCCAAAGCGCACGUCUUCCAGAUCGACCCAGUAACCAAGCGGAACUGGAUACCUGCCAGCAAGCACGCCGUCACUGUCUCAUUUUUCUACGAUGCCACCCGCAGUGUGUACCGGAUCAUCAGUGUGGGAGGAACCAAGGCCAUCAUCAACAGCACCAUCACCCCCAACAUGACCUUCACCAAGACGUCUCAGAAGUUUGGCCAGUGGGCCGACAGCAGGGCCAACACCGUCUACGGGCUGGGCUUCUCCACCGAGCAGCAGCUACAGCAGUUUGCAGACCAGUUUAAGGAGAUACGAGAAGCCGCACGAAUGGCCCGCGAGAAAUCCCAGGAGAAGUUUGAACUGACCAAUCCUGGGCUCAACAUUGCCGCCCCACAGCUUUCUCAGGAGUUGUCGGAGGAGCGUCACUCCCCCCCCCUCCUGGCGGUGAACGGCCCUGGGGAGGACAAACUCUUCCGCAGCAAGAGCGCAGACAUGGAGCUGACGGUCGAGAAGGAGCGCAUCAAGAAGAUGCUCUCGGAAGGGUCCAUCUGUGAGAUCAACAUGGAGGCAGAGCUGUUCACGCUCCAGGACAGCAACGCCAAGCUGGUGGCCGCCCUGCACGAGGCCAACACCAGCGUGGACCAGUGGAAGCAACAGCUGGCAGAGUACCAGGAGGAGACGGAGAGACUCAGAGAACAGGUGACAGAGCUGGAGACCCAGGUUGGCCGGCCGGAGCCUGGUGAGACUGGCAGAGACAACCUGAGCCAAUCUCUGGAGGAGCUGGAGGCGCUGCUCAAGGUUAAAGAUGAGGAAAUCCACAAUCUGCAGAGCAAGAAAUCGGAUUUCAAUGAGCUGGAAAAGGAGAGGGAGGAGGCCACAGAGAGACUGCAGGACCUGGAGGUGCAGAACGCAGAUCUGGAGCAGCGCGUGCAGGCGGCGGAAGAGACUCUGGCAUCCUCGCGGGACGAGCAUGACCAGGCGGAGAGCGAGGUGCGACGCAUCAUCGGCAUCCUGGACCUGAAGAUCGGCGACCUCAAUGACAUCCGGCAGAGCCUAGCCAAGCUCGUCGACAAGUAGGCCUCGCCUCGGAGCCGAAGAGAGCGGACAAAUGCUCAGCUCAGGACAUAUCUGCUUAGACUGGGAUGGGGAGGGGGGCGACACACGACAGCGUGUGUCUCCCCCCCCCUCAAUACACACACACACACACACACACACACACACACACACAAAAGCUAUGUGCUUCUUGUUUCUAGUGGAUCUGUGGUAUUAGGGUAGGCUGCAUUACCAAUCUCAAUAGCUUUUUCAUCAAUGUUUACUUUAUCUUCUUUUAGAGCUGAUAUAUGGGAAGACUGUCUGUUACAUUUUGAAUGCUACAUCAAUAUUGAGCUGUUUUUAUGUGUACUUCAUGAUGUGUUAAAUCAUGGUGAUGUGGGGCGAAGCUGAAGGAGAGCUCUAUACAGCAUCAUGUGAGGUUAUGAGUAUUAUUUAAGUAUCAUAGUUAGGUGACAUGUUCUGUACUUUAUAUGCAUGAUUGCAUCAUCAUUAUCAUCUCUGUUCAAGUCUGACUCGGAGAAGGAGAACGUCUGUCCACUUUCCCCUCGCACCAGCAGAAGGCUGCACAGGACAGGGGCAGUACGUCGAGUAAGAUGUAGAGUCAGUUAGUAAAACUCCUGGCUGAUGGUGCGUAAGGGGCUUGCUGGCGUACAUAUCAACGUUGUGAGUUUGAGUUUCACAGAGGCCGGGGUGUACUGUACAAGUCCAAGAGGAGUUUCCCUUUCUACUCAUUUCUUUGUUGUUGUUCCUGAGAUGUACUGGAAUAAGCACACCAUCUGGGAAUAACGUGUGCAGUGUUUAAAAGAGGACAUGAAAGUGCUGAGUACAGAAGGAUGCGUUCUCAAGAGGACGUAUUGAGGACAGUGCUGCCUCGCACAGCACCAGAAAUAGCAUGCCGUCCGUCAAACAGACUGAAUGCUGGACUCAGGGAGAGGUCAGGUGGUAUCUCUGGCACAGGAUGUGAUGUCAUAAAAGGUAACUGUGUCUUUGAACUGGUUUUGCCUCAGUGACAGCUCUACCCGUGUGAUGGGCGGGUAGCCGUCUCUCACACUUUUGGUGUGAGACACAUGCUUUUAUGUCCUGUCUUAUGCUAGCAUGAAAAAUACAAUUCCAUUGACUUCAAUGCAGCUCACCUAUUCACGUCUCAAGUCAGCCUUGAAAGUUGGCAACUCUGUGAUGGUUUGUCUCUGUCCACACCCUGAUGACAAUCCCCUACUACCACUAGUAGCUGACCCUGGCAAGGAUCCUGUCCAGGUCAGGGUGUGUUUAAGACCCUUUAAGGACCGGCAAACACCUGUUUACAUGUUAAAGAUGUAAGAACAGUGGCAACUUUGGCUGCUUCACUGCUGCAUGUUUAGCUCGAAGGAGCUUUAAAGAAAAUGGCAAAUCAGAUAUUUUUACGCAACCCUCCUAAUUGGAACUCGGAACGGAGUAUGUCAUUC